Molecule: messenger RNA, 1143 nt
Organism: Geodia barretti
Lineage: Eukaryota; Metazoa; Porifera; Demospongiae; Tetractinellida; Geodiidae
Source: the annotation of a GenBank genome assembly
AUGCGCUACAUUUAUCUGGACCACAAUGCCACAACGCCUGUGCUGCCCGACGUGCUCGAGGCGAUGCUGCCCUAUCAACGCGAGGCUUUCGGCAACCCGUCAAGCGUGCACCAUUACGGCCGGCGGGCGCGGGUGGCCGUCGAUGACGCCCGCGACGCGGUCGCCGAAGUGCUGGGAGCGCCCGCGUCGUCGGUCAUUUUCAGCAGUGGCGGCACCGAGGCCAACAACACCAUCAUCAAGGGCGUGGCGCAGGCGCGCCGCGAGCACGGCCGCCAUCUGGUCACCUCGCAGAUCGAGCAUCCCGCCGUCCUCGACGCCUGCGCCGCUCUCGAACGGCAAGGCUAUGAGGUCACGUACGUACCGGUGGACGAACGCGGGCUCGUCGAUCCGCAGGCGGUGCGCGACAGCCUGACCGAUCAGACCAUUCUGGUAUCUAUCAUGGUUGCCAACAACGAAGUCGGCACGUUGCAGCCCAUCGCCGAUAUUGCCUGUCUGGUGCGCGAACGCGGCAUUCUGAUGCACACCGACGCGGUUCAGGCAUUCGGCAAAGUGCCGCUGUCGGUGGACCAUCUGGGGGUGGAUUUUCUUUCCUUUUCCGGGCACAAGAUAUACGCCACGAAAGGAAUUGGGGGCUGGUACGAGCGUUCGCCGGCGGUGUUGCAACCGCUCCUGCACGGCGGCCAUCAGGAGCGCGGGCGGCGUUCCGGCACCGAGAACGUCCCCGGUAUCGCCGCGUUGGGCAAGGCUUGCGCCAUCGCUACCGGCGACAUGGCGGCCGAGGACGAACGCCAGCGGCAGCUUCAGCAGCGCUUGGAACACGGUAUCCGGGAACGCAUUGGCGAUGUACGCAUUCAGGGCGAGGACGCGCCGCGGCUGUCGGGCACCUCGAACGUCGCUUUUGCCGGGGCGGAGGGCGAGGCGCUGAUGAUGAGCCUCGAUCUGCAAGGGGUGGCCAUUUCGACUGGUUCGGCGUGCAGUUCCGGCUCGCUGGAGCCGUCGCACGUGCUGCGGGCCAUGCGCGUGCCGCGACUCUAUUUGCACGGGGCGUUGCGGUUCAGCCUGGGGCGCGCCACCACGGCGGACGACGUCGAUUACGUCCUUGACAUCCUGCCGGACAUCGUGGCACAAGCCCGCAGCGUGUGA